AUGGCCACCGCCCAGCCCGCGACCAUCUCCGUCGGCGACAAGCUCCCCGCCGCCACCCUCUCCUACUACGACGCCGCAGGUGAUUUGAAGACCGUCUCGAUCUCCGACCUCACCUCCGGCAAGAAGGUCGUCCUCCUCGCCGUCCCCGGCGCUUUCACCCCGACAUGCUCGCAGAAGCACCUCCCAGGGUUCGUGGAGCACGCCGCCGAGUUCAAGGCGAAGGGAAUCGACACCGUGGCCUGCCUCUGCCCAUCGGCCCCAGCCCUUCUAAGCAAAUCGACGGUCGUGAUUAGCCCAACCACCUCUAUAAAUACAGGGCUUUGGUUACAAUUCUCUACCACUCACAAUCAAACACCACAUUUAUAA
Striga hermonthica is the source of this 366-nucleotide messenger RNA. The record is from the annotation of a GenBank genome assembly. Lineage: Eukaryota; Viridiplantae; Streptophyta; Magnoliopsida; Lamiales; Orobanchaceae.